AUGGCCGCCUUUCUCAGAGGAAAGCAGACAGGCAUGCAAAAUGACCUGUCUGCGUCAAUCCUCCCGGAGCUUUUCGCGCCCGACUACCAGUCAGCCUACGGCAUCAACUCCCAGGUCAGCUGCCUAGCGUUCGAUCCCAUUCAGUCGCUCCUCGCAAUCGCCACAAACGAGAGCAAGUUCGGCCCUGGGAAAAUCUUCGUCUUCGGCCAGAACAGAGUUCAAAAAGUCAUUGAACCGCCAAGGCGCACCUCCUUCCGCUCCCUCCAUUUCACCGCCAACCGCCUGGUAUCCCUUGACGCCAAGAACGAGCUGGGAAUAUGGGAUCUCAAUGCAGGGAAACGCAUAGCCGGCAUCGUCUGCCCUGGCCAUGUCGCCUGUCUGAUCACGGAUCCGAUGCUUGACUGGGCCUUCCUCGGAAUGGCUACCGGAGAAGUCCUCGCCUUUGAUUUAGACAGGGAGGCAUUGACCAAUUCGUUCAGACUGCCAAACUUUUGGAAAGAGAAGGACCCUAAAGCCCGAGUUGUUGGGCUAGUAAGCAUUGCCCUUCAUCCAAGGGAUAUUGGCAAACUUCUCAUUGCAUACACAACGGGUGUGGUUGUCUAUUCGUUCAAGCAAAACAAAGCUACCCAGUUCUUGGAGUAUGUGCUCCAGCCAGGUGCGCCUGGCGGUGGAGGAGAGCCCCCUGAUACGGUUCGAAAGCCGAGACUUUCACAUGCUCUUUGGCACCCCACCGGUACUUUUAUCCUGACGGCCCAUGAUGAUGGAAGUAUGGUAUUCUGGGAUCCCAAGGACGGCCGUGUUGUAAUGGCCCGGACGCUUAGCGAAUUCAAGAUUGAUCAACCAUCACCGAACGCAGGACAUGGAGGGUUUACGGAGCCAUAUAUGAAGAUUGCCUGGUGCUGCAAGGGAAACCCGGAUGACACUGGGCUUCUGAUUGCAGGUGGUCACAGUCCGGACACACCGCAAAAGGGUCUUACUUUCAUUGAGCUAGGCCCCACACCUGUCUAUGCAACUUCUACAUGGCAGGUUCUUCAAGACCACUUGCGAGGCAAACGUCAAAUCACCCUGCCGACUCCACCGGGGGCCCAGGUCAACGAUUUCCUCCUCAUCCCCCGUGCCUCGCCCUAUUUCGCUGGUGCCCAGGACCCCAUUGCCAUCAUGACCUUGCUUUCCUCCGGAGAGCUUUUGACAAUGAGCUUUCCCUCUGGCUAUCCUAUUAGCCCGACAAAUCAGCUUCAUCCUUCGGUUUCCUUCGUCCACCCGUACGUCAACAAGUUUGCUGUCCAAACCGUAGAUCGAGGUCGCUGGCUAGGCAUGGUUGAAACUAGGAACCAGGGCGAGCCCCUUCUGAAGGGUGGUGCCGAAGCGGCGAAGCCGAAACGCAGAUACGAGGGUCGCACAAUUUUCCAAAUCGCACACGGCGACAGUACAGUGCGUAUCUGGGAUGCUGGCCAUGCUGACGAAAUUGAAAACCCUACCAUGCUGCAAGUUGAUGUUGCAAGGUCACUUGGUAGAUAUGAGGACAUUGACAUUACCGCCAUGAACAUGGCCCCUAACACGGGAGAGUUUGCGGUGGGCACCCGCACCGGCGAAGUUGUUCUCUACAGAUGGGCUGGCAAUAGAUUCCACGGUAAAGAUCAUCAUGAAGACUUGCCCUCCAACCCCGGUGGUUUGACGGACAUUAGCUCCAGGGCGGAACCUCCUCUCAAGGAAGGCCUGCAACCAUGGCAACUCUACGAGAUGAUGCAGGGCCCCAUCACAGCCAUCAGUGUUUCAGACGUUGGCUUCAUGGCUGUUGGCUCUGAAGGUGGCUUCUUCAGCAUCAUCGACUUACGCGGCCCGUCUGUCAUCUACCAGAUGUCCAUGACUGAGUUCGCCAAGCAUGAGAAGAGAGCGUCUUUCUUGAAGGGGCAUAACCAAUCCAACGGAAAGGAGUGGCCGGUUGCUAUUGAGUUCAGCGUCAUGACGAUCGAGGGUGACAACUACUCCAGCAUCUGCUGCUUCGUGGGCACAAACACGGGUAGAGUUGCAACAUUCAAAAUCUUACCUUCCGGCAACAGCUACACUGCCAAGCUUGCUGGUGCUCAGCAGUUUGACGGCAAGGUCAUUGCUCUUUGCCCCAUUGUGGCGGACACCGGAAAGCCUGCGCAGGCCACUGGCCCUCUUGUUGCUGGGCUUAGGAACGGGCAUCAAGUCAACGGUGUUUUGAUUGCUGUGACACAAACCGAGAUCCGCAUCUUCAAACCCGCAGGAGCAAAGGGAGCUUCUAAGUCUUUUGACGAUGUCCUUUGCGACGCAGCAAACGUCACAGAAUUUGAGCUCCAUGGAUUCGCUAUCGUUGGAGUAUUCGGCGACAGAACAACCCGUGCGUUUUCCAUUCCCGGCCUCAAGGAAAUCGGCAAGGCUGCUCUGCCCAUGCUCGAUAGCAGCCGUAGCACUGCGGCGGUUGUGACUGUGACUGGUGACAUUUUUGGCUGGACUGGUCCGAGCGAGAUUGCUGUCCUCUCUGUGUGGGGCACUGGGAAAGACCUGCCCGUCAGCGAUGACGUCCUCAUCAACCCUGAGCUAAUCACGCCACCACGUCCUACCAUAUCGAACAUGCAGUGGUUGUCAGGCACUCAGUACAUUUCGCCGACAGACCUUGAUCUUCUCAUCGCCCCUGAUCGUCCUCCCAGCAGGCGCAUGAUUCAAGCAGCAGCUGCUGAGGCUAGGGCCGUUCGCUCUGGUCAAGCAGGCUCAAGCGCUGGCGGUAGCCAGGAGGGAUGGGGAGAUUACUUGACCAGGCAGUUGAAUGAGCGCACCGAGAAGCUCAACAUCAUGAGCGAUAAUAUGGAUAACCUGCAGAACCAAAGUGCGGGAUGGGCUGACGAUGUUGGCAAGUUUAUCAACAAGCAAAAGCGGAACGUUGUCCUCGGAGGACUCAAGAGCAAGUUCUUCUAA
This is a messenger RNA of Colletotrichum truncatum, 2940 nucleotides long. Its product is annotated as snare-dependent exocytosis protein. Lineage: Eukaryota; Fungi; Ascomycota; Sordariomycetes; Glomerellales; Glomerellaceae. The record is from RefSeq and is a predicted model, not a curated record. Gene Ontology annotation, biological process: regulation of exocytosis; regulation of protein secretion; establishment of cell polarity. Gene Ontology annotation, molecular function: GTPase activator activity; myosin II binding; syntaxin binding. Gene Ontology annotation, cellular component: plasma membrane; cytoplasm.